Messenger RNA from Exophiala oligosperma, 4441 nucleotides. RefSeq lists its product as hypothetical. The record is from RefSeq and is a predicted model, not a curated record. NCBI's taxonomy places the organism in Eukaryota, Fungi, Ascomycota, Eurotiomycetes, Chaetothyriales, Herpotrichiellaceae. The transcript has 2 exons. Gene Ontology annotation, biological process: negative regulation of fatty acid biosynthetic process. The coding region runs from base 417 to 3740 and encodes 1107 amino acids. Gene Ontology annotation, molecular function: protein binding. Gene Ontology annotation, cellular component: Cul4-RING E3 ubiquitin ligase complex; cytoplasm.
CACAUCAGCAACAAUCACCACCUCAUCUCAUCAAUCAUCUCAUAAUUCAUUGAAUUGUUUGCAAAGAACUCUACAUUCUACAGUCAUCCACUCAUCACCGACACCCGUCUCUUGCUCAGCUUAUCCCUCGCCGCCCUAGGCCCUCAGUCUCUUUGUUGGAUUGCCACCGGUGCGAGUUGCCACACAUGCGUCUACUAGUCUACAUCCUCCAUCUCGAUAGCCUCCUCCUCUCUUCGAACUCGAACCGAUACUAAGUUUCACUUCCCGCUCUACCUAUUGUAUCCACCGCUACGGCCGCUUCACCGCAUUCCGACAACCUCUGAUCUCGUCGAUGGUGCUGAGCUGGCCGGAUGCCGAUCCGACGGCCAGUGCAUUGCUGAACGCACCACGCCGCUUACCUCGCCUCGCCCGCCAUAAUGGACAAGGUUGACGGGAAGCUACUGCGAUACAGAAUCGGGGCCGCAGGGGGAAGUCGGACGGUAAAAUCCCUGUACGGCGACAAAUCUUGGGUCGAGGAUUUAGACAUUGUCAACGAGUUGGGCGCACACACCGGAUGCGUCAACGCCUUGAGUUGGUCUACAAGUGGAAGCUUACUGGCCUCGGGCUCGGACGAUACCUAUCUGAACAUCUGGGGCUACAACCCUGCAUCCGAUUCCAAACCCUUUUCCUUGAACACGAGCGUUCACACGGGUCACGUAGCCAACAUCUUCUCCGUCAAGUUCAUGCCACACUCGAGCGAUCGGACGGUAGUAUCUUGCGCCGGAGACUCGGAGGUCCGGGUGUUUGACCUGGAAUACGCAGGCGUGGCUCGAGGGCCCACGACGGAUCAGGGCCAUUCCACGAGCACAAGAAGCCGGAGGGUCAACGCCUUCUUUCGGAACGCACGAUGGUUGAACGAGUCCAACACCAAUGCUCGCGUGUACCGAAGCCACGCCGACCGGGUCAAGCGGAUCGUGACCGAGUCCAGCCCUCACCUGUUCCUGACUUGCUCCGAAGACGGCGAGGUACGCCAGUGGGAUCUCCGCCAACCUUCUUCGGCGUAUCCUCGUCCUCGUGGAGGAAGCGGCUAUGGUCGGUAUCGUGGCGAGGGAGCCCUGGUGACAGGAGAUGGAUGUCCUCCACCACUGAUCUCGUACAAGAAAUAUGGGUUGGACUUGAACACCAUCUCCUGCGCGCCCAGUCAACCACAGUAUAUUGCCCUUGGCGGGGCCCAUCUCCAUUGCUUCCUGCAUGACCGACGUAUGCUCGGCCGUGAUCUCGAGGCGGAGAAAGGUCGCCCUGCUUCUUCUGCCCAGAAGCCUGUGGUGGGCACUCACGAAGACGAAUCGAUGGCCGGAGCGACGCGAUGUGUGAGGCGAUUCGCACCCAACAACAGACGGAAAAUGGGUCUCACUGAUCAUGGUCAUAUCACGGCCUGCAAAAUCAGCAACGCAAACCCGAAUGAGAUGAUAGCUUCCUGGUCCGGCGACCACGUCUACAGUUUCGACAUUGUCAAGUCUCCAGACGCCAGGGAAGCCGAGAGCAGAGCUGACAGGGCGUUUCAGGCCGCUCGGCUGCGAAACCGGUCUGAACGUAAGAGAAAGAGAGCCAGAGGCGAUGGCUCUUCGACCAGUUUGGCAGAAGCGGCCAGCGCCAGCCGACGUCUUCGGAGAGUUCCAGACGACAGGCAAGAAGAAGGCCGCACUGCCCUUUUGGCUAGGUACAGUGACGGGGACUCCGAAGUGAUAUCAAUACCGCGUGAAGAAUCUGUCGAAUCCGCUUCGCCCCAUGAGUUCCUGCUAACAGAAGCCCAACAAGUGGCAGAGCAAGUUGCGAGAUCUUUGGUUCAACUUCGCAAGACCUUGUUCGAUUUCUCUGCUACCCUGAGUGAGGAGGUGGCCGCCGUCAUGGAAAAUACUUCCGAGCUGACACCUCACACUGCGUCGUUUACCGCCGUCCUGGGUCUAUGUGCUGGCUUGCUUCCACAGAUGGAUGAAAUCAUCCGGACAUGGUCUUAUCCCGUGAAUCCAAGUGAGGAGGAUGUGAUGUUCCAAAACACCCUUCGGUACAAUCGGGAAGCAGCGUGGAGGUUAGUUCAGGGAGCAGGCUGCCUGGCACGCAGCAUGGGUGGUCGUCUACAAAGUCUGAGUUCGGCCCCUGAUGUUCGCCUUGCGCGAUUCAGUGCGGUUAAGCCUCCCGCUCACGAAGGUAAGAACAUUGGCAAGGGCUCUCAGUUCUGUUAUGAUUUCCUCAAGGCCAUCCUUCUUUGGAUCGACGGAGGCCGAGAAGCUGUGCUGCGAGAAUUCAAGAGACCGGCUCAUGUUAGUAACGAAAGCCGUCGAUUUCCGCUCGACGACGAUGAUACCGUAGAGACCUGUGUGCCGAAGCUCGAAACCUAUUUCCUGGAACUCGCAGAAGACGACGUUCCCGUGGUAGAUAUUGACGCCAAUCGAUUUGAACGCGACGACAGACGUUUGAUCUUCCCGAGUCAAGUAUCCGCCGUGCAAGCUUUUAUCGGAGCAUUGACGAACAUCAAGCUUGAGUUCAACCAAGGAAUGUCUGCUCCCAGUGACGCCACUGAACGCAUCACUCGCAUCAUGGACAAGGGAGCAGCUGCGAGGUUCUGGGGGGUCAAGGUAGGCCGAUCAUUACUGAUGCGUGCCGGCGAAGGCAUCAACUUUGACUUUGUCAAUCGAGCCUUUGGAGGCAUACGAUCCCAUGUCGUUCCAGACUCGGACAACGAAAGAUCACAAGAAGAUGUUGAUCCUGAUGAAGCAGACCGCAGCGUGGAAUCUCUCGAUGUGGUUACUGGUCUCAAUCUCGCCACCCAGCAGCAGGCAUCCGGCUCCUCUGCGGAAUCUCCAGAAACGGUACGUGGCACGACUGAAGGGUCGGACCGGUCAGAUAUCGAAAUAGACAUGAAUCCUGCAGUUGAAGUCGAAGAUGCCAACGCGGACGAGGAGGAAGAUGAAGAUGAAGACGAGGACGACAAUGAGGAUGAUCAGUCUGAUUCUGAUCACGAUGACGAGGACGAUGACGAUGACGAUGCAGGCGCAUACGCUAUAGAACGUAUCUUGUUCCGUCGUCGAGCCGGCUUCAGACGAGGACCUCGCGAGCGUGCCUCGGUCAACCUCCACGUUCCAUAUUCAUCCCAUUCCAAGGCCUAUAAGGGUCAUUGUAACGCGCGAACGGUGAAGGAUGUUAACUACUACGGGCUCAAUGAUGAGUAUGUCGUCAGUGGAUCGGACGAUGGAAACUUUUUCAUCUGGGAUCGCAAGACGUGCAAGAUUAUGAACAUCCUCAAAGGCGAUGGCGAAGUGGUCAACGUGAUCCAAGGACAUCCCUAUGAGCCUAUUCUCGCUGUCAGCGGCAUCGAUAGUACGGUGAAGAUAUUUGGGAAUGGAGGUGACAGCCGAGAACGAUACGAUGCCGCCCAUGGGAUCGACGUAGCCAACCCAAGCGGGGUUGAACACCCUUCGUUGCGGUUUGGGCCCCGGCAAAGAUUUAGGCGUAUGCGGUAUGGUCUGAUUGAAGAUGGGGACGAGGACGAGGACGAAGAAGAGCCCACGGCGGCGAGGAAUGGGACGUCGUCGGCCAACGGAGGGUUGGAGAGCCGGAGGGCAUUGCAAAACGAAUACGCCAUCACCAGUCAAAACGACGCGGCGCGAAGGCAGGGUGGCGGCGAUACAUUUGUCACGGUAGGUACCAUGGAACAGCUACUGGUCAGGUCAUGGUUCCUGGCCGGGGUACAUCUGAUUUGAUUUGCUUUGACUUGACCCGGGGCUGUACUGACUUUUUGUCUCUCUGUGUGUGUCUUGGGGUUCGUGCAGGAGUCUAUGAUGAACAGAGUUGCUUUGGCAAUUCAACAAGGUGAACUUGACAUUAUUGUGGGACAACUAGUGGAACAGCUCGGUGGUCAAGAGGAAGCUAGGAAUGCCGUGGAUGAUAAUUGUGAGGUGAGUACGGUUUCUAUUCCUAAGGGCCUGAUGGUGCCCAUCUGUUGAUCUGUAUGAUAUGCUUCAGGUUGGCUGAUUUAUACUGUGGCUAGGUUAUGUGAGCUUACACGAAGCAUUUACAUGGAGCAAGUAAACAAAAAACAAUUGUUUUCAUCUACAAUGGUGAGUGGGUGAUACAAAAGGAUUGGACUGGACCGGACUGGAGGUAUCAAUCAGCACUCUUGGGGGGAUUUUGUCUAUGAGAAUCCUGAGACAUUGUUGUAUGAAUUGACGAGGAUGAAAAUACAUAUUAUCACGACGUGAAUUUCCUUUGGCGUCAAGGGGACAUACCAAUCCAUGUAAUGAAUGAAUGAAUUUGAGAUAUAUAUCUGUUGGUGUUGUGUAUAUCUUACCGAUCUCUGGUUGAAAUGGUGGACACUCUACUUCACCUCAUUUGUCUCACUAUGGCAUCAUAAACUUUGCCAGAUUGUAGCAAAAGGUCCCAUCAACAGGUAAUUCAAACAUCG